GCUCGCCUCCCGAAGUCCGAUCUCGCUCUCAUCGCCUGACUGCAGACCAAAGACUAAAUCUUUUUCGUUAAAAAAAGAAAAUUGAAAAUGAAGGAAGAAGCAAUCUUCCCCUGCGUUAUUUUCCGUUCAAUUGUCAUUUGUUUUGGUUUUUUAAUGCGCAUCCGUGAAUGUCGCUUUGCGAGGACGAGAGUGGUGGGGGUGUGGACUCCUGCGAUCCCGGAUGCGGUACAGGGGAAGUUUUUCUUCUAGGGUUUCUUAUCCGGAUUCAUCCGCAAUAAUGAGACAAAAGAAGAUAUUUGGAAUAUCCAUAUCUCUUAUUCUGAUCAACAUGACAUCAAUAAUGGAGCGUGCUGAUGAAAAUCUUCUUCCAUCAGUUUACAAAGAAGUAAGCCAAGCUUUUAAUGCUGGUCCAACCGACCUGGGAUAUCUUACUUUCAUAAGAAAUUUUGCCAAGGCAUUAUCUUCUCCAUUGGCGGGGGUAUUGGCUCUUCACUAUGACCGCCCAUCUGUCCUUGCUUUGGGCACUGCCUUCUGGUCCUUAUCAACAGCUGCGGUGGGAGUUAGUCAACAUUAUCAGCAAGUGGCGUUUUGGAGAGCAAUAAAUGGAUUUGGUUUAGCCAUUGUGAUACCAGCGCUCCAAUCGUUCAUUGCUGAUAGUUAUAUGGAUGGCUCACGAGGUGCAGCAUUUGGCAUGUUGAACCUUGUAGGUUCGGUUGGAGGCAUAGGAGGGGGUGUAGUGGCAACAAUUAUGGCUGGGCAGGAUUAUUGGGGCAUCCCUGGAUGGAGGUUUGCCUUCGUCAUGAUGGCAUUAUUAAGUUUACUGAUUGGAGUUCUAGUGUUUUUAUUUGUUGUUGAUCCUAGAAAAACCUCUGGGGUUGGCUUUGGCGCCUAUGAGGACUCCGAGAGUUUUCUUGGGAAACUCCCGCCGUCGUUCCCUUCGAUCUGGACCGAUUCCUGGUUCGCAAUGCGAAGCGUGAUGAAAGUCAAGACAUUUCAGAUAAUAGUCCUGCAGGGAGUCGUUGGUUCUUUGCCAUGGACUGCCAUGGUGUUCUUCACCAUGUGGUUUGAACUCAUCGGCUUCGACAACAAGAGUUCCGCUGCUCUCACUAGUCUCUUUGCAAUUGGCUGCGCCGCCGGUUCAUUUCUUGGAGGAUUCCUUGCUGACCGCGCCUCCGUUUUAUAUCCCAAUGCGGGCCGAAUCAUGUGUGCACAAUUCAGUGCCUUCAUGGGCAUCCCUUUCUCCUGGCUCCUCCUCUCCACCAUUCCUCAAUCAGUCGACAGCUGGGCCGCCUACGCCGCAACUCUCUUCCUCAUGGGCACCACCAUCAGUUGGUGCGCUUCGUGUGCCAAUAACCCCAUGUUCGCCGAAGUCGUCCCGAUCAAGCAUCGGACAAUGAUAUACGCCUUCGAUAGGGCCUUCGAGGAUUCAUUCUCUUCAUUCGCCGCUCCGGCAGUCGGAAUGCUAACAGAACGAGUGUAUGGUUAUGAUUCUAAUGUUGUGAAUGGUUCUGUUAAUCAGGCAAUUGCGCUUUCGAGAGGUUUGUUGUCGAUGAUGACCGUGCCUUUCGGGCUGUGCACUUUGUUUUAUACCCCGUUGUAUGUUGUGUUCAAGGGAGACCGCGAUGGCGUGAAAAUCGCGGGUUUGAAGGAACAGGAACUGAUUUAGAGAGUCAGAUUGCUUGAUGAAUUUAUAAUUCAAUCCAAAUUUCACAAAUAUGUGGUGUUUGGGAUGGGAUUACUCAUUGCAUCUUAAGUUCUAAUGUUGAUUUUUUGGGAUUUUUGUAGUGCUGAAGGAAUUUAUAAUGGGUAUUUUGCAGAGAAUGUAAAGAGUUGUAAUGUCAUCCAUCAUAGAAAGUUUCUUUUUAAUAUGUGGUGAGGAAUAAUAGCUUAUGUUGUAACUUUUAUAUAAGAUGCUCAUUUCAUUCACUUGUAAUGUCAAUUUUA
This is a messenger RNA of Phalaenopsis equestris, 1944 nucleotides long. RefSeq names its product putative glycerol-3-phosphate transporter 3. Gene Ontology annotation, biological process: transmembrane transport. The transcript is spliced from 4 exons. The coding region runs from base 221 to 1666 and encodes 481 amino acids. NCBI's taxonomy places the organism in Eukaryota, Viridiplantae, Streptophyta, Magnoliopsida, Asparagales, Orchidaceae. Gene Ontology annotation, molecular function: transmembrane transporter activity. The record is from RefSeq and is a predicted model, not a curated record. Gene Ontology annotation, cellular component: membrane.